AUGUCAGUCGAAGAAUUCGUUAGGCGAGUCGAUGCCAAGCGGCUCGUCUCCGGAAUUGCUUUGCUGUUUAUUCUGGCACUCUACUCUCCUGUGAUGGUACUGGUGCUCUCACCAGUCUACGGUUCCCUGCCAUCCCAUCUCUUCCACAACUAUGGUGUCACCAUCUUCGCCGGCGCCGGCUGGUUCUUGAAAGAUCAGAUCCAAAGACGCAUCGGUCGUCUUGCCGCCAUCCUUCUUCCAGUUCUGGCUUUCUGGACCCCUACCAUCCAGUACUUCGUCAUGCAGCAGAGUUCCAAGCUCGGAAACCCGGCUGGUCCAGUCAUCACUGAGCUAUUCGGUUACUAUCCGCUUGUCAUGCUUACCGUUGCUGUCGCCGGUAAGCAGAUUCAAUACUCCUUGCACCUUGAGUCGCAGGGUGACCUCGUUGUCGAGCAUGUUCCCCUUCUCGGCUCUUACGCUCUUUACUCCUUUGGCGAGCACGUUGCCCGAGCAAUUUUGGCUCAUGGGAUUGGCUUCACCAUUGUCUUCUCUCGUGCUGGCUUGCAAUUCCUCAUUGCCCUGAUGUACGCGGCUGUAAUCCCGUCCAAGAUGCUCCUCCUGGCCAUCCCCUCUCUGCUAUUCACGGUGACCUCUGAUGUCCACUUGGGAGGCAUCGGUGGCGUGAACUCGGUCCUUCAGAAGGAGGGAUACUCUCUUCUGGCGCGCCAGGAGUCCUAUACUGGAUAUCUCUCGGUUCUUGAGAACCAGCAAGAUGGCUUCCGGGUGAUGCGAUGUGAUCACAGUUUGCUUGGUGGACAGUGGACUAAGGCUUCACCGGGCUAUCGGCCCGAGGUCGAAGACCCCAUCUACGCGGUCUUUGCUAUGCUCGAGGCUGUCCGACUGGUUGAGCCCGAACAUGGUGGUUCUCGUGUUGAUGCUGGGAGUAAGGCGUUGGUAAUUGGCCUUGGUAUUGGUACCACACCAGCUGCAUUUAUGAAGCAUGGAAUCGACACGACCGUCGUUGAAAUUGACCCCGUGGUGCACAAGUUUGCAACCCAGUACUUCAAUCUCCCCUCAAACCACGUCGCUGCCAUCGAAGACGCAACCAAGUUCGUCAAGCGUGCGCUGAAAAGCCCAUCUCCCCAGUACGACUAUAUUAUCCACGAUGUCUUCACUGGUGGCGCUGAGCCCGCGGAACUCUUCACUUAUGAGUUCCUGAAGGACCUUAGCUCCCUGCUCAGGGACGAUGGUGUCAUUGCUAUUAACUAUGCUGGAGAUCUCAAGCUCUAUCCCACCGGUCUCAUUGCUCGUACCAUCCAAGCUGUCUUCCCGUCGUGCCGUAUCUUCCGUGAACAACCGGCCAACAAGGAUGAUGAAACCCAAGACUUCACCAACAUGGUCUUCUUCUGCAAGAAGAGCUCGAACACCCCUGUCCAGUUCCGGGACCCUGUCCCUUCAGACUACCUUCGCAGCAAGUCUCGUGAGAACUACCUAGUUCCCAAGUACGAGAUUGAUCCAGCCGUCUUUGCAACUAUUCCCAAUAAAGGAAGACCUGUGCUUAUUGAGAAGCAAGUCGGACGCCUGCACAAGUUCCAGGACCGAGGAGCCCUGGAGCACUGGGAGAUUAUGAGGAAGGUUAUCCCUGCUGCCGUGUGGGAGAACUGGUAG
Messenger RNA from Penicillium daleae, 1647 nucleotides. Its product is annotated as spermidine synthase. The transcript has 3 exons. The record is from RefSeq and is a predicted model, not a curated record. The coding region runs from base 1 to 1647 and encodes 548 amino acids. Lineage: Eukaryota; Fungi; Ascomycota; Eurotiomycetes; Eurotiales; Aspergillaceae.